AUUUGGACUAGAACAAUGGCAAGGCAAGUACUGCUGCUUCUGUGUCUCCUCUCCGUCGACUCGGUGCUGGGACAAGUCAGCUACAGUAUUCCGGAGGAAAUGGCCAAAGGCUCUCUAGUCGGUAACAUAGCACAAGAUUUAGGUUUGGAAACAAGACGGUUGGCAUCUGGUAAAGCUCGAAUAUAUACCAGAGAUAGCGACGAGUACAUCGAGCUGAACAGAGAUAGAGGAGUCCUCCUUGUUAAACAGAGAAUAGACAGAGAGGCGCUCUGCAGACAGACGACGCCUUGUGCUCUACAUUUUCAGAUUAUUUUAGAGAAUCCUAUGGAGUUUUACAGUGUUACAGUGCAGAUCACAGACAUUAAUGAUAACGCACCAGCCUUUGGGGACGGCGAAAUUAAAUUUAAUGUAAGCGAAUCAGCUGUGAUUGGUGCAAAAUUUGUGCUAGAAAGAGCGGAAGAUCUUGAUGUAGGAAUCAACGACCUUAAGAGCUACGAGUUAAAACCUACAGAUAAUUUUGCUCUCAAACUGCACAACAACGCCGACGGGAAUAAAAACGUCGAGAUGGUGCUGCAGAAACCUUUAGACAGAGAAAAGCAGGAGCAUAUAUCUCUGGUAUUAACAGCUGUGGACGGAGGGAAGCCGCAGAUGUCAGGAACAAUGCUGAUUGUCAUCACAGUUUUAGACGCUAAUGAUAAUGCUCCCGUUUUUACACAGCAAACUUACAAGGCUACAGUUACUGAGAAUUCACCAAAAGGCACCGUUGUUGCCACUGUUACAGCCUCAGAUGCAGAUCAAGGCUCGAACAGUAAAGUAACUUAUACUAUCACUAAUAAAUUUGAUGACAUAAGAAAAUUAUUUAAAAUAAACAGAGAAAGCGGUGAAAUUAAUUUAAUUGGGAAUAUUGACUAUGAGGAAUCGCGGAGUUUCCGAAUUGAUGUACGUGUAAGCGAUGAAGGAGGACUAACAGACUCCUGCAAAUUAAUAAUCGAUGUGCAAGAUGUAAAUGAUAACAAGCCUGAAAUUAACAUUAUGUCAAAAUCAUCUGUUAUAUCAGAGGAUGCCAAACUUAAUACAGUCGUUACAAUGAUAAACAUCCAGGACAAGGACUCGGGAGAGAAUGGGAAAGUGCUAUGUUACAUUGACGAAAAUGUACCAUUUACUCUAAAAACGUCAACAAACGAUUUUUAUAGUUUAGUAACAGACAGUGAUUUAGACAGAGAGAGAGCCUCUGAGUAUAACAUCACAGUGACGUGCUCUGAUGAGGGAGUGCCCUCCCUCUCCAGCAGCGUCACUCUCACCUUACAGAUCUCUGAUGUGAAUGACAACGCACCUGUCUUUGAGAGGAGCUCAUAUGAGGCCUACAUUGCAGAAAACAACACACCAGGCCUCUCUGUAUUCACAGUGAAAGCCAGAGACGCUGACUGGAACCAGAAUGCCCGUGUUUCUUACAUCCUGGAGGACUCCUCUGUGAACGGAGUGCCAGUCUCCUCAUAUGUGUCCGUUAGUGCUGAUAGUGGAGUCAUCCAUGCAGUGCGCUCUUUUGACUACGAGCAGAUCAAAGACUUCCAGUUCCGCGUCAAGGCGCAGGAUGGGGGCUCCCCUCCACUCAGCAGCAACGUGACAGUGAAAAUGGUGAUCCAGGACCAGAAUGACAACCCCCCUCAGGUCCUGUACCCGGUCCAGACUGGAGGCUCAGUGGUGGCUGAGAUGGUUCCUCGUGCAGCAGAUGUGGGCUAUCUGGUGACUAAAGUGGUGGCUGUUGAUGUGGACUCUGGACAGAAUGCCUGGCUGUCGUAUAAACUGCAGAAAGCCACAGACAGGGCGCUGUUUGAAGUGGGCUUACAGAAUGGAGAAAUCAGAACUAUCCGCCAAGUGAGUGAUAAAGAUGCUGUGAAACAAAGACUGACUGUUAUAGUGGAGGACAACGGGCAGCCGUCUCGUUCAGCUACAGUCAUUGUGAACGUGGUGGUGGCGGACAGCUUCCCUGAAGUGCUGUCAGAGUUCACUGACUUUACCCACGACAAGGAGUACAAUGACAACCUGACUUUUUACUUAGUGCUGGCUUUGGCUGUAGUGUCCUUUCUCUUCAUCACAUGUUUGGUGGUUAUUAUCUCAGUGAAAAUCUACAGAUGGAGACAGUCUCGGGUCAUGUAUCACUCCAAUCUGCCUGUGAUUCCAUAUUAUCCACCACGUUACUCAGACACUAUGGCCACAGGGACUCUGCCGCAUGUGUACAAUUACGAGGUGUGCAGGACGACUGACUCCAGAAGGAGUGACUGUAAGUUCGGCAUAGCUGGUAGUCAGAACGUGCUGAUCAUGGACCCCAGCUCCACAGGGACCAUGCAGCAGAUUCAGAGUGAGAAGAGCAUCCUGGAUGAACCAGACUCUCCUCUAGAGGUUAGACUGCUUUAA
Notolabrus celidotus (New Zealand spotty) is the source of this 2415-nucleotide messenger RNA. RefSeq names its product protocadherin gamma-A2-like. The coding region runs from base 16 to 2415 and encodes 799 amino acids. Gene Ontology annotation, molecular function: calcium ion binding. The record is from RefSeq and is a predicted model, not a curated record. The transcript has a single exon. Gene Ontology annotation, cellular component: plasma membrane. Gene Ontology annotation, biological process: homophilic cell-cell adhesion. NCBI's taxonomy places the organism in Eukaryota, Metazoa, Chordata, Actinopteri, Labriformes, Labridae.